GCUCUUCACUCACGCAAACUGUUUGCUCAGUACACAGUCGUUACUUUGUUUCCGCCUUUUUCGUUUCCUUGUUUCUUUUCUUCCCACCCUUUUACAUUCGUUUCUGAGUAAGCAUGAAGUUCUUCUCAACCACUGGAGCUGUGCUCUUGGCUGCUUUUGCGGCAAAAACCGCGAACGGUAUUGAAUUUGAUCCUGAGGACGAAGCGUCCAUCCUUGCCGUCACCCGACAAUAUGCGUACAGCUUGAUGUCGCUCUACAAAGGCAAUGCUACAGGUCUUCCAAAGCAAGAUAUCGGCAUUUGGCCACAGCCCCAUUACUGGUGGGAGGGUGGUGCCGCGUGGGGAGGUGUGAUUGAAUACAGCGAGAUCAGCGGCGACGAUUCGCAUGUCAAGGCGCUCCAGCAAGCAUUGACUGCCAAUUACGGACCCAAGAACGACUUCAUCUUGGACUAUCGCAGGAGCCAGACGGGCAGCGACGAUGAAUGUUUUUGGGCAAUCGCCGCUAUGAGUGCACUCGAGUAUCAGUUCCCAGAGCCUUCACAAGCACCUGCAGACUAUCUUGAAGUUGCCACUAGCUCAUUCAACAGCAUUGUUGGACGGUGGAAUGAUACCACCUGCGGUGGCGGCCUGAAGUGGCAGAUCUAUCCCGAAAACACCUAUGGAUACUACUACAAGAACGCAAUCUCCAAUGGCUGCGCCUUUGGGCUUGGUGCACGUCUUGCCCGCUACACGGGCGAGCAAAAGUAUGCGGAUUGGUCUGCGAAGAUAUAUGACUGGACCGAGAGCGUCGGCCUCAUCACCGACCAAUUUGAAGUGUUUGACGGAACCGACGACAAGACCAACUGCUCCAAGGUAGCGGAUGAGACCCAGUGGACUUACAACAACGCCAUGUUUCUUCAUGGAUCAGCAUACAUGUACGACUUCACCAAUGGAGACAAGCUCUGGCAAGACCGCACAGCCGGUUUCCUCAAACAUGCUGAGGCACUCUUCUUUGGCCCUUACGAGAAUGCCACCGACAUCAUGUACGAGUGGGCAUGUGAGACGGGCGAGUCCGGAAGGCACUGCAACCUUGACCAACAGUCUUUCAAGGCUUAUCUCUCUCGCUUUAUGGCCAAGACUGCAUUGUUGGCUCCCUUCACCAAAGACUCCAUUAAGAAGUAUCUCACAGCCUCUGCGGUUGGCGCUGCAAAGUCUUGCUCUGGAGGCCCAGAUGGAAAGACUUGCGGCAGCAAGUGGUACACAGGAGGCUGGGACGGUACUUCUGGUGUAGGCCAGCAGCUGUCUGCACUUGAGGUCACCCAGGCGCUUCUGCAGAUCAAGAAGAACCUGCUUCCCGCGAAGAAGAACGCCGCAAAGCCCCCCACGAACUCUACGCCAACUCCCACGCCAACUCCACAGCCUACUCCUGAACCUACUCCUGAACCUACUUCUGAACCUAUCCCCGAACCUACUCCUCAACCCACUCUUGAAUCUAAACCAGAGCAAGCGCCAACGCCUGAAGCGCCAUCAAGUGCGCCGCUUGCUUCGCCAAGUAAGAGUCCCCUGAGUGAAACAGUGGCAGGACAGGUACCAGAAGCGGUGCAGUCUGAGAGGCCCCAGGCAAUUGAGGCUCCAGCCCCAGCCUCCGACGUACCAGCGCCCGUCAUUACCCCAAGCCCCACGGCUUCCAGCGCGGCUCCCAUCGUCCCUAACAACCCUAGUCUUGAGUUCGAUGAGACCAAGUCUUCUUCGUCAUGUGCGCCCAAUGUCACCAAGACUAUUACUGUUGCGGCGUCUUCUUCCUUUUCUACCUCUAGCUGCACGCCUAGCGUGACAGUGACUAUUACAGUUCCAUUCGUGCCGACCGCAUCCGUUCCUCUAAACUUGACGACUUCGAGCGCAGUGUCGCCGCCUGCGGGCAACAACACAGCCAGCCCGACGUUGCCAGUGUUCGAGGGCGCUGGUUCAGUCUACACUGUCAGCGGUUCAGUCUUGGCAAUGUUUGUGGCUGUGGCUGUCUUUGUCGGGUUGUAGGUGUACAUAUGCAUGCUGGCUGUGCCUUCUAUGUCCAUCUUAUUCGAUAUUAUGUAUAUACCCUUCUUGAUUAGAGACUUUUAUAUCCUAGAGUCUAGUUGCCAAACCCUUCAAUACAAACAAAUCUUACACUGGGUUAUUCUGUG
This is a messenger RNA of Bipolaris maydis ATCC 48331, 2158 nucleotides long. NCBI's taxonomy places the organism in Eukaryota, Fungi, Ascomycota, Dothideomycetes, Pleosporales, Pleosporaceae. The record is from RefSeq and is a predicted model, not a curated record.